Messenger RNA from Rubroshorea leprosula, 1246 nucleotides. NCBI's taxonomy places the organism in Eukaryota, Viridiplantae, Streptophyta, Magnoliopsida, Malvales, Dipterocarpaceae. The record is from the annotation of a GenBank genome assembly.
CCGAAAAUUCCCAGCCACCGCCACCCUUCCAUUUCUUGAAAAAAAUUGGAAGAAGGCUUGAAAUUUCUCCUCCUUUCUUGUUAAAUAACCAGAUUUAAGCUUGGAAAUCCCCUCCCCUCCGCAGAAUUUCCAGAUCUGCUCUGCUCCUCCUCCUCACCGCCGGCUGCUCCUGCUUUGUGGGGGCAAAUUGCUCGGGUUUUUUGGCCGUGAGCUUCUUCUCCAAAUUCCCGCCGGCAACUUUCCCAACUGCAGCUCCGGUUUUAGCUGGAGAAUUAUGGUAUGUGGCAGCCUUUUAAGCCUAAAAUUAUCCAUUUGGUUUGCUGCCUUGUGAUGUCCGAAAGUUUGCAGUAAUUAGAGGAUGAAUUUCGGUAGUUUUAGGACAUAAUUAAGCAUUAAUUCAAGUGGGAUUUAUGUGAUUGAGUGUUAAUUGACUGCUGUGAUUUUUGGAGAGAAAAUCCCGUGAAAUUAGCUAGUGUUUGGGCCGAUUUUGGAAGUGCAGUUACUGUUUAAGGCACUGUUUACGGUACUGUUUAUGGUACUGUUGACGCCCUGAUGGCCAACAAUUAACGGGGAUUUAAAUGAUUAGUUUGUGAUAUAAGAACGAAUUUGGAGAUAUCUGAUAAUGUGGAGAUUUAUAGAAAUAGCAUCGUGAUUAAGGGUAGUCUUAAUGAUGAUUUCAGUGUGAAUUUGUGAUAGUACAGUAUUAAUUCUCGGAUAUUUGAUUAGGUUCUUAAUCCUUGGGGUACUUUAGUACGUAAAUUGAGUGCUCGGUUUUAUGUAAUUUAAGCCUGUUUUGUCUUCGAUGUGGUCAUGUUAUUAGUGACCCUGUUAGUGGGGAUUAUACACUAGCAAAUGUUGACAUGUUAGUGAUAGAGCCGGUUCGUUCGAGUGACCCUGUUAGUGGGGAUUAUACACUAGUAAAUAGUGACCCUGCUAGUGGGGAUUAUACACUAGUAAAUAGUGCGCCUGCCAGUGGGUGGUUUAUAACACUGGCCGUGACCUAUAAAGGAGACGUUUAUUUCGUUCCCGUACUUUUUUCCUUGUCCUCGGUUUCGCGUCCACCAUUUCAGGAAGCGAAACCGAGGACGGGGAAACCACGGGAAGUGACGAGUUAGAAGGCUAGCCAUUUCGAGAUUGAUAUAGAUUUUAGAAAUAAAUCAUGCUUUUGUAAGCUAGAUUUUACCUUGAGAUUUUGAGCUUAAGUGUUGGACAUAGAAUUAAUUUGAAAUAUAUUAUUUAAGUUAUU